Molecule: messenger RNA, 4072 nt
Organism: Neopelma chrysocephalum (saffron-crested tyrant-manakin)
Lineage: Eukaryota; Metazoa; Chordata; Aves; Passeriformes; Pipridae
Gene: GPR180
Product: G protein-coupled receptor 180
Exons: 9
Coding region: 53-1375 (440 amino acids)
Biological process (GO): response to pheromone; G protein-coupled receptor signaling pathway
Source: RefSeq, a predicted model, not a curated record
GCAGGAGGAUCGCUGUGUUCGGCGGGUCCCGAUCCUUAUCCCGAUCCCGGGGAUGCGGCGGCGGCUGCUGUGGCUGCUCUGCGCCGCCGCCGCCGGCUGCUGCUGUUGGGGCCUCGCCGCGGGCAAGACGCUCCGCGGCGGCUUCGCCAGCGCCGCCGCCCGCCUCGAGCCGUGGCGGCCCGUGGCGCGCUUCCAGUUCCACGGUGAUCAUGCUGUUCUGUGUGUCAGAAUCAAGAAUGUGGCAGUAGCUGUGACAAAAGCAGCUAGACUCCACCUCUUUCAAGCACAGGAAUGGCAGAAGCUGCAGAACAAUAUCCAAGAUCACAGCUGUACAGGGAAGUUCUCUAAAGCUCAGCUGACAAUGACUGUGAACCACACAGAGCAAAAUCUGACAGUGUCCCAGAUUCCUUAUCCGGAAACAUGGUAUGUGUUUUAUGUAGACAAGUUUACCUGCGAGGAGAAUUAUUCUGAAUCCGAGGAUAUUCAGUUUGAAAUGAUCUUACUAAACCCAGAUGCAGAAGGGAAUCCAUUAGAUCACUUUAGCGCAGGGGAAUCGGGAUUACAUGAAUUCUUUUUCCUGCUUGUCCUAGCAUACUUCGUAACUGCUUGCAUAUAUGCACAAUCCCUAUGGCAGACAAUUAAGAAGCAUGGACCUAUGCAUGCUGUGUUAAAGGUGUUGACAGUUGCAUUACUGUUGCAGGCUGGUUCGGCUUUGGCCAACUACCUGCAUUUUUCAAGUUAUUCUAAAGAUGGGAUAGGAGCUCCUUUUAUGGGAAGUCUGGCAGAAUUGUGUGACAUAGUCUCACAGAUACAAAUGCUGUAUUUAUUAUUGAGUCUAUGUAUGGGUUGGACAAUAGGCAGAAUGAAGAAAUCUCAUGGCAGACCUCUUCAGUGGGAUUCCAAUCCAACGUCUACUGGCAUUGCUGUAGUAGUUGUUGUUACACAGAGCUUUUUGUUAAUUUGGGAGCAGUUUGAAGAUACAAAUCACCACAGCUACCACUCGCACCAUGGUUUAGCAAGCGGACUGCUUAUUGGCCUCAGAGUUUGUCUGGCUUUGUCACUGGCUGCUGGUCUUUACCAGAUUAUCACAGUGGAGAGAAGCAUGCUGAAAAGGGAGUUCUACAUCACCUUUGCCAAAGCCUGCAUUCUCUGGUUUUUGUGCCACCCAUGUCUUGCAACCAUUGCUGUAAUAUUCAGAGAAUAUCAAAGAGAAAAGAUUAUUACCAUAGGUGUUAUCCUCUGUCAGUGCAUCUCCAUGGUUAUCCUCUACAGACUUUUUCUAUCUCAUAGUCUAUAUUGGGAGGUAUCUUCACUGUCGUCAGUGACAUUGCCACUAACAGUAUCCUCCGGAAAUAAAAAUCGACAUCACUUCUGAGGUGUUCAGGAAGAAUACAUUAUGUUAUAAAUGUGCAAUAAUGACUUAAAUAUACAGGUAUUUUUGUCACGUGUGUGAUACAUUGGUUUCACUGGAAAACUGAGUGAUAAUAUCAGAGCACUUCACAGGCCUUUGGUCUGACAAGGUUGCUAGAUUAAUCUAUUAAAAGUGUUGGAGAGUGUAAAAAUCUGUAAUUUUAAUAGUUUUAUAAAUAUUGUUUAUGUGUAACAUCUGGUGCUGAGCUGUAUCAUGGAAGAGUACAAUGAAUCUUUUCCAUUCACAGACACCAAAAAUGCCCAUACUUUGUAUCAAUACUAGGUUUGAAGGUCUUACAAAAUGCAGUUCUUAAAACAUCUACGUGCUCAAACAAGUUUGAAAUAGGCCGGUUGUGAAAUUGGUGUGAUGCAUAACGAUGAGUACAAGGAUUUUUUUAUUUUCAUGCUUUAGAGAAAAUACAUUUUAUGUAUCAGUAUAAAAGAUGGGGAAACAAAAGAGGGAGAAUCCUCUAGAAAACACAUGUAAAAUGUUCACAACUGACUGCAAGAAACUUUCCUUUAUUAUUGGUGUAAAAGAAAAGCCUUUUUUGCAACUAAUGUUCAUACUGGUUAAAAUUCUAAUGGGAAUAUAAAUAGGGUUUAUAUCUGCCUCUUUUUUUUUUAAAUCAAUGUAACUAAAAAUUUCAUCCAGUAAUGCAGGUUUAAACAGUUUUUGAGGCUUAGAAGACAUAGCAACAUAAAGGUAAUUAAAACAGCAGGCUUGCAUCUUUUAAAGAAAAAAAAAGGCAAAGAAAAUGGAAUGGGUGAUGUGGUACUAGAAUUUUAAUCCUGAUAUAAUUCAUUUCUGUUACAUUGAGGAUUCAAUCAUAAUUAAGCCAUAUACACAGAUUAAAUUAACAGAAGCAUUUCAAAUAAAUGUUGGUUUCAGUCAUCAACUACCCAUGAAUUCCUGCCCAAGGAUACUUAAUCAGGAUUAAAUUUUCUAUGAAUAAUUGAAAAACAAAAUACUCACUGGAUUUGUUAUAAUCCAUGUUGGCACUGGGUUCUAAGUAGUUGCCAUCUUCCAUCCGUUGUAAUAAAGCCAUACUACUUUGUGAUGCCCUAGCAUUCAGAAAGCCAGUGUAAAUAUAUACUUUAUUGAAGUGCCUAUUUAUUGAGUAUGUUUAAAUCAUGCUGACAUUUUUUCCUUCAUAAUAAGAACAUACCUAUUGCUAUUGUGAGUGAGUGAAUUCUUUUUUUCUAUUUAGUUAAUAUUUGUCAAAUUUUAGACUUCAUACACAUGUGUUUCUUCACAAAAUGGAUUUUAUUUUCUAGUAAAUGAGUAUUUGCUUUUUCUUAACGGUGUGUAUUUAAUUGUCUCUGUGAAAACACAGGUUCUAGCUUUAAAAUAGCCCUAACUUUUCCAUUCAUGUUUGCCUUAGUUGUGAGCAUAGUUGAAACAUAAGUCUGUUCCAUUUUAGUUUAGAGGGAAAACUAGACAUUUGCCUUUGACUAAGGCAAAAUGGCAACAUGACAAAGUUGCUCAUUAAAUCAUCUCCUUUCUUAUUGUUUGUAAUUCAGAUCAAGAAUGGCAGGUUGAGGCUGGAAAAGAUGAGAUAUUAUGAUUUCACACAAUCUUCAGAAUGAUUAAAAGAUUAAUUAUUACAUUCCUCUGAUAACCACACAAAAAUAUUAUUGGUUAAAACUUCAGUCUUUAUUUCCCUGCUUAUCUCUGUACUUUUCAUCUUCUCAAGAAAAAAGCAUCCUGUUUUUGAUAAGUCUCCAGUAAUGCAAGUAGAAGAGUUCUGUCUGUCUUCAUGUAUAAGACUUGAAAUUCACACGUAAAAUAGAAUUUUCUGAUAGACAGAAGUACUACUUUACAGUUUAUGAUCCAUCAUGAUCAAAGUUUUAAUCUAUGCAGAAAAACCUCUGUGUGACUUUCAGAAGAGGCACUCCAUUUGUUUUAUUCUCCAGAAGUACUUUCUUACUUCCUGUAGUUCCUCUGACUUCAGUUACUCAGUAUUAUGAAACCAUUUACCUUAAUUUCUCCUUAUAAAUAUACCCUACAACAAUUCAUAAUUAAUUAGUGUAAGUAAGAAACAUGAGGUGUUGUCUCUUAAGUCUUGCCCAGAUUGCCCCGUAAGUCAACAGGUAACAUUGGUUUCUUAGUUUGGCAUUGAAUUCAGUUAUUUGAAAAUAAAAUUUAAUUUUGCUAUUACUGUAACUAGGAAUUAAGUAUCACUUUCACAUGGUAAGUGGUACAAAGGACAUGCAUUUCUGCCCAGGUCUAUUAACAGUCUUUAAAAACCAACACUCACCAACCUUAUGUUGUUAAAUAACUAUUGUGCACUGUAGCAGUACGUCAUCAUGACUGCAGUGAUAUUCAAGACAUCAGUUAAUUCAGUGGGGGGAGUCUUCAAGUAUGACUAGUUGACAAAGCUUCAUACUUACCUGUACUCUAGGUUGUAGCUUACUGCCUCUGGAUCAUGCCAGAAGAGUGGUUCAGGUAUGUGAAAGCCUCUCUCUUCUUUCUAACUUGCAUCUCCUGUGAGACCAGCUGAUAAGACCAUGGGUUUUUUGUGUUUAUCCACUCUGUUACCCAUUCUAUCAAUUUGGUUUCAUAACCUCAUCUUGAAAAAACAGCUUCCAGCCAUCUUUCAGUUUUCUUCAAUCCAUGCAUCCUGACUUGAAAGCUUUUCUUCUAAAAUGUGCUUUCUGUCAC